AUGUUAAAUUAUUUAGCAAUAUAUGAUCCCCUAAGAUCAACUAACGAAGAUGACACAUUCAAGCAAUUAAUACUGUAUCAUUCUUUUAAUGAAAUUGAACAUUCUUUAAAUGAAAAAUUGGCUAAUAUAGGUAUCUUACAGGGUAUUUGGAAUCUGACUGAUACUCUAAUCGGUGAUGAUAAAGGUAAAGGUAAGAUAAUUGAAUUAAGUGAAAAUGAAGUCUUAAUGGUUAUAACUUUUGAAAAACAUUAUUUUUUUGCAUUGGAUAUUACAACAGCUGAAAAUAUUCCACAGCAAUACUGGCUGACAAAUAUGUGGUUAUGUUAUAGAUUCUUCAUCUUACAAUACAAUUAUUUUAAGAAUUACGAAGCAGGAAAUAAUUUAACUAAAUUAACAAAUGACUUAAAUGAAUAUGUUAUACCCUUUUGGCAAGAUCUAGUCUCGAAUCCAACGUCAAUGUUUAAAAAAAAUUGGUAUACUGUUUACAACGACUGUUAUAAAAUUUCAGAGUUAGAAUUCAAAAAUACAAAUAAAUCCUGGGAAUCACAGAUUAAUCAAAGUAUCCUUUUACAAGAUGAAAAUUACUUGGGGAUAAAAGAUAUUCUAGUCUAUCAUUUGCCAAGUUUACAGUAUAAUAAUGCAUAUAACACAAAAAACUUUGGUUUUGUUAAAAAUUUCACAAAUGAAUUGGAAAACUUAUCUGACUUAUCAAAUUGGAUUUAUCAUUUACAUUCAACGUAUGGUGUGUUAUCUAGCCACGUUUUAUCAGGAAAUGUGCAUUAUAUUUCUAAAUCUAAUAUUGAAUUAUUGGGGAACGAUGCUGAUUUUACAGCUAAUUCUAGUGAGCAUAUAGAUGGGAAUAAUGACAGUCAAAUCAACGAAUCAACAGAAAAUAACUCUAAUAGCAAUACCUUUAAUGAACAGACAAAAAAUAUUAUACAUAAUAUCACUCUCCCUGUUUCUUUUGCAUAUGAUACAUUUCAAGAAGUUGGUGUAACUACAGGGAUAUCUAAAAGCAUGUCAUUGAUGUUAGAUUACGUUCCAAAGUUUUCAUUUUCUAGAAAUUCCAAAAAUCAAGGCAAUGAUGUUACUAAUGGUAAUGGUAAUGGUACUUUAGUGGUAAAUAAAGAUAAAAAUAUUUCUCAUGGAUUUCUAAUAUCACCCUGGGCGAAUAAAUAUUUACCUUACGAUUAUAAAGUUAAAAGAUUGAAUUUGAAGUAUAAUGAUAUCCAAUUAUCAAAAAAUCAAACAGAAUCUUACAAUUGUUUAUUUUGGUAUUUUCAAGAUGUUCUAGUGAUAAUUGCAUGUGAUCCUAAUUUUAAAAGCAUUUGGAAUCAUGAAUACCUUUCUGAUUUAAAUUAUAAAUUGUAUGAGAGUAUGGUAACAUUGUAUGAAACUGCAACCGAACCAAGCUUUUCAUCGAAUUCCAAUGAAUCAUUUGCUUAUACUGUAAUUGACAAGAAGAAGAGAACAAUACAUUCAUCUAUACCUGCAUGGAUCUCGAAUGGAUCAGAAGCUGCUACCGAGAAUAUGUUUUCCCAGUUAAUAAUUAAUGGAGUUGAUCAGUUAUUUGGGACAAAUUCUUUUGAAAACAUUUCACAGAUAACAGAUAUUGGCGGCAUUACCUCAAUGGGGAACUGGUUUUGUAGGGAUAACAAAGCACUUGUGGAUAAUGGUAAUGGCAAUAAAACUAAUUUUAAAAAACAAGAGAAUUUAAUCGCAGUUCAUAAAAACUUUUUAUUUGCAAUGCCAAAUUUCAAACUAUUGGAAUUACAUAAUGAGUUAUUACAAUUUAAUGAAAAUAUUGAAAAAUCACAAUGUCGCGAUGAUAUUAGACAGAGACAAUUGAUGAAAUUAAGUAAUGGUCUGUUAUGUUAUAUUGAGAAUAGUGGUGACAAACUUGAAUUUCUUAUUAGAAAUUGGUAUGAUGACUCUAAUGUUUCGCCGAAGCUUAAAAAUAUGCAACAGAAUCAUAUGCUUAAUGAUUUUGGAAAGGAUGUAUUAAAAUGGAAAGAUUCUCAAGUUGAGUAA
This is a messenger RNA of Tetrapisispora phaffii CBS 4417, 2031 nucleotides long. RefSeq names its product Ccz1p (gene CCZ1). The record is from RefSeq and is a predicted model, not a curated record. Gene Ontology annotation, biological process: vesicle-mediated transport. The transcript has a single exon. NCBI's taxonomy places the organism in Eukaryota, Fungi, Ascomycota, Saccharomycetes, Saccharomycetales, Saccharomycetaceae. Bases 1 to 2031 code for a protein of 676 amino acids. Gene Ontology annotation, cellular component: intracellular membrane-bounded organelle; Mon1-Ccz1 complex.